Molecule: messenger RNA, 3309 nt
Organism: Pelagomonas calceolata
Lineage: Eukaryota; Pelagophyceae; Pelagomonadales; Pelagomonadaceae
Source: the annotation of a GenBank genome assembly
AUGGAGCAGCAGCAGCGCGCGCGAGCGCGGGCGGCGCCCGGGGGCGGCGCUGCCUUCCCGGAGGGCCUCGUGGAGUGGACGCGGACCUGCGUUGACGAAUGGUACCGACUCUACAACCGGCAGCAGGAAGCGGCCAACGUCCCGAUCGAGGCGCUGAUCGAAGCCUCGCAGGCCGGGGACGGCGGGCCGCGGGCGGACGCCGCGGCCGUGAAGAAGCUUCAGGAGGAGCUCAAGGCGAAGCACGAGCUGGAGGACCUCCAGUCGAAGAACAUCUUCUCGCUGCUCAAGGAGGUCACCAUCAAGGGCAUCCAGGCCAAGUGCCUCUACCUGACGAACCGCCAGGCCCGGAUGCUGAACCUCGAGAACAUGGACAAGUUCGUGAUGGCCAUGGACUUCGAGCCCCGGCCCAAGCUGGUGAUCAACCUCUUCGAGGCCUUCGCGUCCUUCGGCCACAACGCGUACGACCACGGCCACUGGUCCUACCGCAAGGGCGACAUCGACGGCGACCCGUCGGUGGCGCACGGCGAGCCGGCCGGCGAGCGCGGCCUCUCCGAGACGGAGCGGCGCCUCGGCGAGUUCAUCAAGGACUCGCUCCUGCCCAUCGCCAUCGAGUCCAACGCCGUCAUCAUCAUGGGCGCGAACCACUGCAGCUUCAGCAGCAUCUUCUCGGCGCUGUCGCAGCGCGAGGCGGCGCGGUGCGGCGGGCGGCUGCCGUUCUACACGCUCUGCGUCGUCGACGCCAUGCACAUCAACGAGAACACCAAGGUCGCCGGGACGAACAGCAACACGCUCCACAAGGUGAUGCCCCGCUGGAAGAAGAACGCGGCGAAGCUCGAGGCGAUGCUCCUGGAGUCGAUGGGCGCGCCGGCGAAGAACCGCUACUGCAACACCUUCGUGCCGCCCGCGACGCACUACAUCAUCGUCGACGCCAUCGAGGAGGGCCAGCCGGGCCAGUCGAGGGACAAGUUCGACACCCUCCCCACGAAGACGCUCCGGAGCUACAUCACGGCGCGCUUCGCCGAGACGCUCCCGUCGCUGGCCUUUGGGGCGUUCGCGGCGAAGGACGGCUGGGAGCAGAUGCAGCGGUUCUCGAAGUACACCAGCCGGGGGCUCCCGCUCUUCCUCGUCGACACGAAGAUCGUGCCGAAGGCCACGACGCGGCCGCAGACGGACGACGUGCUCGCGGCGUUCAGCAGCGCGAAGGCCUCGAGUUCGGGCGGCCGAGACGGCGACGAGCUGGCUCGGCGGGCGGUGCGGCGGGCGCGCUUGGGCGGUGGCGACGAAGAGCCCGCGUGGCUCGAGGGCGCGUCCGACAAGGACGCGAAGUGGCUGAGAACGGCGGCGUACGAGCUGCUGCGGCGCGACUCGGAGCUCGAGGCGCUCCCGCAGGGCUACAACGGCUACCACGCCGGCGACGUGAGCUACCUCGUCUACAUGCUGCACAGGAACUCCGGCGGGCACAACUCCCCCGGGUCGAGCAGCAAGCUCGGCGCGUCGAGCACGCGCGGUAAAUACAUCCACGAAGUCAUGGCCAUGCACGAGGAAGUGCUCCGGGAGCGGAGGGAGGGCGCGGCCAAGCGCGCGGACGUCUUCAAGCAAAACAUUCGCCGCUGCGCGGACCUGUUGGUGUGGCUCGACCGUAGAAGGGCGAAAGCGUACCUGGAAAAGUGGCACAAGCACCGCGCCGCGCAGCUCGACGAGUUCAGUACCGAGAUCGCGAGCUGUGCCAAUCGGGACACCAUCGACGCGACGCUCGCAGAUUGGUUCACGAGGUGGUGCGGGACGCUCGUCCGGACGUCGCUUGAAGCGGCGCCGCGGCGCGAGGGGCGCUGCGCCCGCGUCGUCGGAAUGUUUCCGGACGUCUUCGAGCAGACCGUCGUGAGCAGCGGGCCGCACAAAUGUUUCGCGGAGGUCCCGCGGCUCCGGGAAGGCGCGACCAUCGAGGCGGCGGUUGACGCCGUGGCGGGCUUCCAGGCGGCGGAGCGCUCCAAGGUCGUCUACCCGGACGCGGUCUACAUGGCGAACGAUUGGUUGCUCGACACCUACAGCGGCCUCCAGGACGUGCUCGGGAGCGAGCACACGUACGCAGGGAGUCUGGCGGAGCCCGAGCGGCUGAAGCUAAUCGUCGAGAGCGUCGCGGAGAUCGACCGCCUGCCCAAGUGCAACACCAUCCAAGGCAUGCACAUCCUGCGGACGGCCUGGAAUAAGGUCGACAUGUACGCACACGUGGCGCAGCGGUGCAAGAUCAUGUCGAAGGUCUGCUACGCCCUCCUCCUCAUGCUCUCGCUUGCGUCGACGUCGCUCGUCAUGGCGUCGGCGUACAUGCCCCGGCAGACCGUGUCGGCGAAGGGGCUCAACCAGUACGUGCUCGUACUCACGCUCCUCACGACGGUAAACAUCGCGUUCAUCACGUACGUCAAGCCCGAGGAGAAGUGGAAGCAGCUUCGGGCGGCCUCAGAGGCGCUCAUUGGCGAGAUGUGGAAGUUCCGCACGCGGAGCGGCCACUAUCAGCAGAACCCCGGCGACCCGCCCAACCAGACGAGCGAGCUCUUCAAGGAAUUUGUCGACGAUAUAGCCACGAACGUGAUGAAGUCCGCCACGGUCGCGAACACGGCGUUCUUUGCCCGUGCGAAGGGCCUCUCGACGCCCGACGCCGAGAGCGCGGCGCUGCGCGAUAAUGCCCUCUACCGGCACGGCCAGUACCGGUCGCCGCCGUCGCGUUCGGACAAGCGGUGCGGGUGCCGCCGGAAAACCCCGGUCGCCGCGGGGUAUGGUCCCAAUGAUGGAUGCCUCUGGGACGACCACCAGUCGCCCUGCACGCCGGAGGAGUACCUGCAGCUGCGCGUCCUGCCGCGGCUCCAGUUCUACCAGGGGCGCCUCCCGACCUACCAGCGCCUGGCGGGCCUCUGGGAAUCGUUGCUUUUGGCGUCUUCGAUCUGCGGCGUCGUGCUCUCGUUCUUCCAGGAGGCGCGCUGGAGCCCCAUCCCGAUCGCCGUGACGAUCUGCAUCACCGCGUACGCGGAGUUCCACGACACGGAGCGGAAGCUCGUUCGCUACUCCGAGGCGAUCUCGCGCGUCGACAGCGUCAAGAUGUGGUGGGAUUCCCUGUCGAACGUAGAGAAGGUUAGCCUGGCGUGCGUCACGACGCUCGUCUCGACGUGCGAGGACGCGUUCGCGGACGAGCGCGAGGCGUGGGGGUCGUCCUCCGUGGUGUCGGCCGAGAUGGACGCGCGCUCGGGCCGGGGGCCGUCGCACCACAGCAGCCUGAACACCAUCGCGGCAGGCGAAACGACGGUCGGGAGGGUAUAA